Molecule: messenger RNA, 1740 nt
Organism: Oreochromis aureus
Lineage: Eukaryota; Metazoa; Chordata; Actinopteri; Cichliformes; Cichlidae
Gene: arl13a
Product: ADP-ribosylation factor-like 13A
Exons: 10
Coding region: 50-1378 (442 amino acids)
Biological process (GO): non-motile cilium assembly; receptor localization to non-motile cilium
Cellular component (GO): non-motile cilium; ciliary membrane
Molecular function (GO): GTP binding; GTPase activity
Source: RefSeq, a predicted model, not a curated record
UAGCCGAUGGGUACAAGAUGUUAGUGAAGACGAGCACCCAAACAAAUGCAUGGACAUAGAAAUACUUCUGUACCAGUUCCAGAGAAGAUGGUGGCCACUGUGCACACCUUGCUCACCUCAAGUAAACAUGUUCAACCUGAUGAGCAACUGCUGCAACUGGGUCUCCAAAAUACAGGAGCCCAUCAGGAAAGUGACCAUUCUUGUGGUUGGUCUUGACAAAGCAGGAAAAACAUCCUCCAUCAGAGGCAUGUUAAGAGUCGCCAAUGUUGUCGAAUCAGGACCCACAGACGACUGCAUUAGACAUGAGCUGAGGGUGGAGAAUUACCUGGUCACACUCUUGGAUGUAGGAGGAUCUGCAGAGUCCCGUGGCACCUGGCGGGAGCUCUAUGGAGAGGCUCAUGGCAUCAUCUUUGUUGUGGACUCUGGUGACAGACAGAGGAUAAAGGAAGUCAGGGAGGUUCUUUCGGACCUGUUGAAGCAGCCGAGGGUAGCAGGAAAACCUCUACUAGUAUUGGCCAACAAACAGGAUAAAAUGAAUGCUUUGCUGGGUAGUGAACUGAUUGAGAUUUUGUCUUUAGAGAAGUUGGUCAACCAGAGCCGCUCUCUGUGCCAUAUUGAGCCUUGUUCAGCCUUAAUGGACCUGCGGCGCUGGUCAGACAGAAAGACUCUGCGAGGCCUUCGCUGGUUGCUGCGAGCUGUUUGUCUGGAUUAUCCAGAGCUGUGUGCUCGUGUAGCUCAGGACAGCAAAAGGCCUCUGGAGCCAAGAGAGAGGGAGAGGAAUGGAAAACCGGAGAAAGUGCAAAGAAAAACCAAGGUCGAACGAAUAAGAUCCAGCAAGUCAGAUCUGCGCAAGGUUCAUCGGCCCAAAGACAAGGAGAAAAAACCCAAGAGCGAAGGAAAGCUGCAACCCAUUCGGAAUAUGCUGCAAAAGGACACUUCACUGAAAAAGAAGCUAAAGACAAAGAAGAAGAAGAAGACGGUUAAGGUGAAGGAAGGUGAAAAAGAUGAGGGACCGCCAAACGAACAUGAAGAGGAAGAGGACGGUGACGCCAAUGAAGGAGAGCAAGAAAACUCUGGUCACAGAGACAAAGCCAGCAGUGCUCUGAUCCCUCCGAAAAAGGGCAAACUUAAACGCAAAACAAAGGUGAAAGAAGAGACGCUGGAUGUGCCAGAAUCACCUGAGAAUGACGAGAAACCACUGAAAGUUAAAGGAGAAAAGAAGAAGAAGAAGAGAGUUGUGAAAGUGAAAAGAAAAAACAAGAUCAACACAGAGGAGAUGCCAGCAGCUUAUUCGCAGCCCGUGGACCUUUCUGCAACCUUUGAUCUUUACCGGAAAGCAAUACUAGCUCUGAAAGAGCGUCAGGAUCAGGGACAGUGAGAGUGAAUCGUGCGUGUGUCCUGCCGCCUGAGUGUGAGGAUGUGGGUCCACAGCAGACGUACACAACACAUUGCAUCCCUUCACACACACUACUAUUUCUGUAUCUCUUCCCAUAUUGUAGACUUUCAACCUGAUUCCUGAACCUUUGGAGGGAAUUUGCAGACUCCGAAGUGUAGUGAAGGGCAGGUGUGAUAAAAUAAUAUCACAUUGUAAAAAAAAAAAUGUGUUAAAUAUAAACUUGUGUACAUGGCCAAUGCAUCUGCAUUUUGUUUAUAUACAUUUUUGCAGUUUUGAAUGUAAAGAAAACUGGAUUUUUAAACUGUUUUUUCUGUUUUGUUUUUUGUAAUUAUUGUUUAAACCUU